Messenger RNA from Coccomyxa subellipsoidea C-169, 636 nucleotides. RefSeq names its product thioredoxin-like protein. The transcript has 4 exons. Gene Ontology annotation, biological process: microtubule cytoskeleton organization. The record is from RefSeq and is a predicted model, not a curated record. Bases 1 to 636 code for a protein of 211 amino acids. Gene Ontology annotation, cellular component: cytoplasm. Lineage: Eukaryota; Viridiplantae; Chlorophyta; Trebouxiophyceae; Coccomyxaceae.
AUGUACUCCUUCCACGAAUUGUCAGUGAACGCUGCAAAAAAUGUGGAGGACCAGAUUGACAACCGUCUGCAAGCUCUGGAAAAUCUUGAUGCCGACGAUAUAGAGAAACUGCGGCAAAGAAGGUUACAUCAAAUGAAACUGGCAGCGGCGCAGAAACAGGAAUGGUCUAAGAGGGGGCACGGGGAGUACAGGGAGAUCUUCGGCGAGAAAGAGUUUUUUUCAGAGAUGAAGGGUGAAGAGAGGAUGGUGUGCCAUUUCUUCAGGGAGAAUUGGCCAUGCAAGGUGAUGGACAAGCACUUGCAGCUGCUGGCACAGCGCCAUCUAGAGACGAAAUUUGUCAAGAUCCAUGCAGAGAAGAGCCCAUUCCUGGUGGAGAAGCUGAAGGUGUGGAUGCUGCCAACGCUGGCGCUGAUCAAGCGCGAGAAGACUGUGGACUAUGUGGUGGGCUUUGGUGACCUGGGCGGCAAGGAUGACUUCUCCACAGAGAUGCUGGCUGCGCGUCUGGCUGCGCAUGGUCUCAUCAACGAGCCAGACAGCAGCUACGGCCACCGGGCAGCAGCCGGCCCCAAAAGGAAUCUCAGGCAUGGGGGGGGCCAGCGAGGGGGGGACUCAGAUGAAGACUCUGACUUUGACUGA